AUGCCCGCUCUGGUGCUAGACAGAGCUCCCUUGCCUACUGAUGCUUCAAUCAGAAACUUCCAGCAAGGGAAGGUCGGCUACGUGGCCAAUGUUGUGGAGCAGGCCCUAUUGUUGCUUGAAGAUAUGGCCGAUUUAAGGUCACUGAGGAAGUACGAGGUCUUCCUUAGUUUAAAAAGAGACCUCGCUCUAGCUGUCCAGGCUGCCCACAGAGCUGAGGAAAUAGUCAUUAGCUCUCAUAAGGCAAUGAAGGAAGAGGAGGGUAGGAGCGUUGUCACCGUGAAAGCUUUAGAACUAGCAAAGAAGAAGUCACAAGACCUUAAUGCCAAGCUAGUUGAAGUUGAUCGGGACAAGAAAAGGGCUGAGACUGCUUUGGACGAGGUGGAGAGGCAGGUGAAGGCUCAGUGCAAGCAGCUCCGCCAAGUCGAGGACAAGCUCUCCGCUGCCAGAAGCCAGAUCAAAGUCCUGACGAAGAAGCUGAAGGAGGCCGAGAAGGCCAAGGAGCAGGACCGCUACGAUGUGGGCGUGGCAGAGAUCGAGGAAGCUCUCAGGGCUGAGGUCUCGGAGGUGUACAGAUUCUAUCACCUCUAA
Molecule: messenger RNA, 588 nt
Organism: Quercus lobata
Lineage: Eukaryota; Viridiplantae; Streptophyta; Magnoliopsida; Fagales; Fagaceae
Product: tropomyosin alpha-3 chain-like
Exons: 2
Coding region: 1-588 (195 amino acids)
Source: RefSeq, a predicted model, not a curated record